Setaria italica (foxtail millet) is the source of this 766-nucleotide messenger RNA. RefSeq lists its product as uncharacterized. The record is from RefSeq and is a predicted model, not a curated record. NCBI's taxonomy places the organism in Eukaryota, Viridiplantae, Streptophyta, Magnoliopsida, Poales, Poaceae. The transcript is spliced from 2 exons. The coding region runs from base 78 to 443 and encodes 121 amino acids.
UGAUAUAAGUGAGCGGCGCAGAGCGCUACUGGCAGUUCGUGGCCUUGCUUGGUCUGUUGGUCCCUGCAGCGGCAGCCAUGGCGAGCUCCAAGAAAGCCUCCCUCUUCAUCUCCCUCCUCCUCCUCUUGCUGCUUGUGUCAGCUGUCCAUGGAGAUGGAGCUAAGCCUGCGGCAGAUGCCAGGGACACAGCAGCGGCAGGUGACGGCGGCCAGCGGGUGACGGUGAGGACGGGGCACGGGCACGGCUACAGCAGCCACAGCGGCGGCCACACGGGUGGCGCCUCGGCGGAGAAGGGCGGCGCGGGGGUGGUCGACCCCCGCAACCCCAACGCCAGGAGCCACCGCAGCGGCGCGGCGGCGGCGAGCAGGGCCGCCCUCGGGUACUCAUGUGCGGUGGUUUGGGGGCUCGUCGGAGCGAUCCUUGCCGUGGUGGCUCUUCCAUGAAAACGUUGGAAAUGUAUGUUGCCUGUUUCUUCGCUGGUCUGUUUUGCUUGCCUGCAUCUCGAGGCUGGAGGGAGGUACAGAAUGUGCGUGUGCAUCGAAAUUGUGUUUGUCCCACUAGAGUGUUCGUCCUUUUUUGGCUUUUCAUGUAAAAAAGCUUGAUGAGGGGCUUGUUUUGUGAUAUGGUAUGGUAAAUUUUGGGUUGCCAUUGCCAUGUCAUUGUAAGAUUUUGUGGCCAUGGUGUAUCUAGCCCCUUCUACUUUCAAAAACAAGACUAUUAUUUCCCACCACACUUUUACGGAAAAAGCAGGCUUGUGAAGUUGUGA